Suillus bovinus is the source of this 406-nucleotide messenger RNA. RefSeq lists its product as uncharacterized. Bases 127 to 354 code for a protein of 75 amino acids. The transcript has a single exon. Lineage: Eukaryota; Fungi; Basidiomycota; Agaricomycetes; Boletales; Suillaceae. The record is from RefSeq and is a predicted model, not a curated record.
UCUGACUUCGUCGCUGAGUCCACCCUCUAGCUCGGAGGUGUGAGUCUGCGGCAGAUCUUUCUGUGGACCCUUUUACACUUCAUUCACAAGCAUGUCGAACAUUGCACGAAUUUGCUUCAUCAUGACAUGUCUGGCGUGAUGUCCUCUUUCAGCAUCAUUUUCUCGAUCAGUGCUACCUCCAUACACUGUGGAAGACAUUCGUCGCCAGCUGAAAACCGCUGGACCACAUCUGGACACAGCCUAUUGUUGUCCCCAAGCGUCUUUAUACGUUUCUACUGGAUUUUUCUGGUGUAUUUCAAAGUCUCGGAUUUCUUCCGGGUGGGACAUGGCCAGUAUUGCUCUUCCACUUUUUGACACUCCAACUUGUGCUUAAUAGAAUCAAGCACGAGAGCUGGAUGUCCUGAUG